GAGGGGGAAGGUGAAGAACUCCACAAUUCUCCCCCCCCCCUUCAAGAGGAACCUUCUACGCGGCUCUCUUUCUACCCGGAUCUCUUUCACUACAGGACUUCCGUGGGAUGACGGGAGGGCUGAGGCGGCGGGCGAUGGCGCUGCCCGUGGGGGCCUCUUACAGCCGUUGCCGCUGGCUGUUGCGGUUCUCUCUCGCCCAUACCCGCCGCUGUUCCCUGCUCUCGGCGGCCGCGUCUCAGGCCAAGCCCGGCUGGCUCGGGCUGCCCCGGCCUCCCUCUCCCUGGACGGUUGUCUCGCCGUCGACGCCCCGCCUGCCGUUGCCCCCCGUACGACCCUAUAGCAGCGACUCGGAGGGAAAUGAGCGGCGGAAACAGACAGUGGUAGUCGUGGGAGUCCCCAACCCCCUCGUGUGGCUCCGCACCCGCCUCUACUUCUUCCUCAUCCGAGCUUAUUUCGACCAGGAUUUCAGAGUCGACGAGUUCACUCAAGGGGCCCGGCAGGCUUUUGCUCUUGUUUCAAGGCUAGUUUCUCAAUGUAAAUAUGAUCUGCUAGAGGAGCUUGUAUCAAAAGAGAUGCUGCAGGUGCUGAAAGAGAAGCUUUCUUCACUGUCUGAAAGCCACCGAAGUGCCCUAGCUGCUGAUAUGGAUGAAAUAAUGUAUACAACAGCAGGAGAUGUUGGCAUUCGCUAUGAUGACAGUGGAAGAAAGUUUGUUAGCAUCCUGAUGCGUUUCUGGUAUCUGACUAGCGCUGACCUCCCUGAUGAAACUCCAGAAGGAACCAAAGUAUUUGAAUUUCGAGAUGAAACUUCAAAGGAAACAAAGCGCCUUUUAACAGCAAAUUAUGAAUUUCAAAGAGAAUUUACACAAGGUGUGAAACCAGACUGGACAAUUACAAGGAUUGAACAUCCAAAACUAUUAGAAUGAAUACACUGAAUGCUUUCAUAGACAAUUAUUAAUAUUCUGGCGUAUGUCAAGAUUUGUGUGCCACAAUCUUUCUUGAACUGUUUUUGUACUUCUUGAUUACCCACACACAGUCUUGCUCCGAAGCAUAAAAAUAAAAUCUUUUUCCACCAGACUUGGAAAUUUCACA
Molecule: messenger RNA, 1089 nt
Organism: Rhineura floridana
Lineage: Eukaryota; Metazoa; Chordata; Lepidosauria; Squamata; Rhineuridae
Gene: MAIP1
Product: matrix AAA peptidase interacting protein 1
Exons: 5
Coding region: 108-923 (271 amino acids)
Biological process (GO): protein insertion into mitochondrial inner membrane from matrix; inner mitochondrial membrane organization
Cellular component (GO): mitochondrial inner membrane
Molecular function (GO): ribosome binding
Source: RefSeq, a predicted model, not a curated record